This is a messenger RNA of Fusarium keratoplasticum, 879 nucleotides long. RefSeq lists its product as uncharacterized. The record is from RefSeq and is a predicted model, not a curated record. The coding region runs from base 1 to 879 and encodes 292 amino acids. The transcript has 3 exons. Lineage: Eukaryota; Fungi; Ascomycota; Sordariomycetes; Hypocreales; Nectriaceae.
AUGAAGUUCCUCGCCCGUUCCUCGUCCAAGCAGCUCAAGGAGCCCAAGGGCGGCGAAGAGCCCACCCGAAGGACCUACCGCAUCAUCAAUCGGAGAUGGCCUUUUGUCUCGAGAAAGGCGACGUGGUGGCUGAUGCCCAUUGAGCUGGCUGGUGUCAUUCCCAUUCUUGCUCUCACGAGCAUCGCGCAGCCUGAUCUCUAUCGCUCUGACAUGUGGCGGAUCGGCUGGGAGCACGACCCUCCGCUGAACUCGAACCCGGCCAUGAUUCUGUACGCCUACGCCAACUAUCAGCCACUGCCCAAGAUCGCCCUCAUCUGGACUCGCACAUUCACCGACUACAAUGUGGCCAUUGCCGUCAUUUCACUAUUCUUCCUGCUCAGCAAGCUUACCGCCUUUAUCAUGAAGGUCUGGUAUCCGAUCCUGGCCACCUUCAUCAACGUCAGCAUGGUUACCCUCUACACCGUGAGCGUCUACGGACAGAUUGGACCCGAUUAUGCCGAUCCAGAACAUCCUGCUCCAGCCGCCUGGUACUGGCGUUAUGGCUGUGGCCUUGCCAAGCCAUACGGCAAGUACAAGAGCUGCAGGAUCGCUCAGGGUCAGCUCGUGGUAACGCUCUGGUUGCUCCUGGUCUACGUGGCCAACCUGGCCUUUGCCAUUUAUGCCAUGUGCCCCAACAAGAUUAACGAUAUCCCCGAAGACGACGACGAGGAAGAGGAAUCUACGCCCUCGGAGUCCAAGGAGGGACAAGGUAUUUGGGAGAUGCACAACAUGAAGACACCCACCAGCGCCCGGGCCAUUCCCUUUACGCCCAGAACACAGGCCUUUCACACAUUGGAUCGCCAACUGCCGCUGCGGUCCCAGCAGACCCGGUUUGCAUAA